CUGCUCUCUCGACUGAAGCUAUCCAUCGAAUCUCGUGCUCGAGUUCUCAUAUGCUGCCACGAUACUUGUCGCUUCGCUCUCGCUUCUGAUCCGGCUCAAGUUAGCGAGCAUCUUCGGAGAAAACACAAAGUGACUGCUGCGGACCGCCGUCAAUUAACCCGUUUCUUGAGCGCCAGCACCCAAGAAUUACGGGAUCCAUCUGAAGCUCGUGUUCGAAAGGACGGCUUACCCUACGAUCCGGACUUGUGUCUCGUUCAUGGAUAUAUAUGCAGAUUCUGUACUGAGCGCACGGCGAGCUCCCAAGUGAUCUCUCGUCAU
Molecule: messenger RNA, 318 nt
Organism: Fusarium oxysporum Fo47
Lineage: Eukaryota; Fungi; Ascomycota; Sordariomycetes; Hypocreales; Nectriaceae
Exons: 1
Source: RefSeq, a predicted model, not a curated record